Messenger RNA from Asparagus officinalis (garden asparagus), 1264 nucleotides. Its product is annotated as putative mannan endo-1,4-beta-mannosidase 9. Bases 28 to 1146 code for a protein of 372 amino acids. The record is from RefSeq and is a predicted model, not a curated record. Gene Ontology annotation, molecular function: hydrolase activity, hydrolyzing O-glycosyl compounds. The transcript is spliced from 5 exons. NCBI's taxonomy places the organism in Eukaryota, Viridiplantae, Streptophyta, Magnoliopsida, Asparagales, Asparagaceae.
GCCUCGACAAGCGGGACCCAUUUCGUGAUGAACGGGCGGCCGUUCUACACUAACGGGUUCAAUGCUUAUUGGAUGAUGUACAUGGCGGGUGACCCGUCGACGAGAUAUCAAGUCUCCAAUGCUUUCCAGCAAGCAAAAAGUCACGGUUUGAAUGUUGUGAGGACUUGGGCUUUUAGUGAUGGUGGCUAUAGAGCGCUUCAGAUUUCCCCUGGCUAUUACAGCGAGGACAUGUUCAAGGCAUUGGACUUUGUGAUAUCUGAGGCUAGAAACAAUGGAAUUUAUCUGAUACUUAGUUUGGUUAAUAACUGGGAGGGGUAUGGAGGGAAGAAGCAGUAUGUUCAAUGGGCUAGAGAUCAAGGGCAGUGGUUGAACUCUGAUGAUGAUUUCUUUAGGAACUAUCUCACAAAGCAAUUCUUUAAGAACCAUAUCAAGGCUGUUCUCACAAGAGUUAACUCGAUCACGGGAGUAAUGUACAAGGAUGAUCCCACUAUCUUUGCAUGGGAGCUCAUGAACGAGCCCCGUUGUCAGAGCGAUAACUCUGGAUCAACCCUACAGAAUUGGAUAUCUGAAAUGACUUGUUAUGUGAAAUCUAUAGAUGGCAACCACAUGCUUGAAGCUGGGCUUGAAGGAUUCUUUGGCGAGUCAAGGCCUGAUAGGAAACAAUACAAUCCUGGUUAUGAGGUUGGGUCUGAUUUUAUUGCAAAUAAUCAGAUCCCUCAAAUCGAUUUCACCACCAUUCACAUCUACCCUGAUCAAUGGAUCAAUGGAGCAGACGACAACGCCCAAACUUCAUUUCUUCAGAGCUGGAUCACGUCGCACUCCCAAGACUCAGCUUCCAUGGGAAAACCACUGAUGGUCACAGAAUUUGGAAGAUCAAAUAGGCAAUUCAACACGGCUCAGAGGGAUGCUUACUACUGGACAGCCUACAACAGCAUCUAUUCGUCCGCCAGAAAUGGAGGCUCUUGCGCCGGUGGGCUUUUCUGGCAGUAUCUUGGCCAAGGGAUGGACAACUUUAGAGACGGGUAUGAGGUAAUUUUCCAAGAAUGCCCCUCGACAGAGAGUAUAAUAUCGCAGCAGUCCCAGAGAAUGCAGAGCCUGAACAAUGCCAGGCCUAACGGGAAGAAUCUGGAGAAGGCCAAGAACUAGAUUAAUAAGAAAAAUAUUUACAGAAUUCCCUUUGCUUUGUUUCUUCGGAGGGAUGAGUUAUCGGUUCAUACAUUUGAAGAGAUAAAUCAACAAGAAAGAUAGGAUAUGUUAUGAUUUA